CUCUCUCUCUCUCCAUUCCUUAGGAUGGGUUUAGGAAUUGGGCAGCAGCUUCCCAUAGCCCCCAUAAAGAAGCUUCUCUAAUAGCAAUAAUAACAUCCAUGCUAGAGAGAGAGAGAGAGAGAGAGGAAAAGAAAAAAAAAAGAAAAAGCUUAGGCCAAAAGUGCUUAAUUUGUGAAAAAGCUUAAGCCCAAAGUGCUUAAUUUGUUCCCUUGCUUUUGUCAUCUCACCUUUCCUGUUUCCUAGUUUUCCGUGUGCACGGGAAAUAACUACCUUUGGGAUCAGCUUUCUAGAAAGAUAGGAAAGAAAAGUAGAUCACAUAUUUGUAGUAAAACUUAAAAAAAAAAGCUUUUUUUUUUUUUUUUCGUCUUUUAUGGCCGUUGGGGGGUCCUCGGUCCCCGUGUCUUCGCCGCCGCUGCUGUCGUCGUCGUCGUCGCAAAUGGGGAGGAGCUUCACGCGAACGGCGAGCGCGCGGUCGACAGCGGCGGCGGGCGGAGGGGGCGGGCAAGGCAGUGAGCUGACGCCGAUAGAGGAGGAGUUGUCAGCAGAGAAACAGACAGAUUUAAUAGCAGAAACAGCAGCAGCAGCAGUGCAGGAAAAAAUGCACGUCGCGGUGGGGAAGGAGGUGAAGGAGACGAAGGCGAAUCUCGCGUGGGUGUUGAGAAACACUCCGCGGGAUAAAACGAUCGUCGUCGUUCACGUUCAUUGCCCUGCUACAAUGAUUCCGAUGAUGGGAGCCAUGUUUAGUGUGGACAAGCUAAGAGAGCAGGAGGUGACUGCACAUAGACACCUUGAGAGGCUGAAGAUGAGCAAAGUCAUAAGAGAGUACUUGGAGAUUUGUGCCUCUUCUAAGUUUCGCGCUGAAACUCUGGUAAUUGAGGCAGAUGAUAUCGCGAAAGGCCUCGUAGAUCUCGUUGCUCGACAUCGGAUCACCUCGCUCGUCAUGGGGGCGGCGGCCGACAAGCACUAUUCAAGGAAAAUGGCAGUGCCAAAAUCAAGGACAGCCCUCACAGUGCAGGCAAAAGCAGACCCAUCAUGCAGUAUCACCUUCCUUUGCAAAGGGAACCUAAUAUGUACCAGAGAAGCUGGUGCACAACUACAAGGAUCUAUGAUGUCAGCAAGUUCAUCUGAAACAAAUCCUAGUUCUGUCACCAACCAAGCAGACUACAACAGGUCAAGAUCCUUACCUGAAAGGCAGAGUGAGCCACUUCACAUGCAGGGCGCGUUGCAGCAGCGGUCGAGAUCGGCCAAUUUUGUCUCAACAGGAGGCGUGGCUGUUGCUGUAUCACCCCCACUGCCCGAGGGGAACUUCCCAGUCCUGCAAGAAGGUACGUCGACGAGCCAAUCUCCGCGCUCGAGCCACCAACAUAGUUCGGAGAGCGACAUAACGGCUUUUUCUUCGCUGCCUUCGUCUCCUCGCGAUGAAUCUGAGGAUACUUGGGUUGAGAAUGAUGUAUAUGAGCAACUGAAGAAUGCCCUCAUAGAGGCGGAGGACUUAAAGCGCGAAGCAUAUGAAGAGUCCUGCCGGCGCAAGAAGGCCGAGAGAGAUUUGGUUGGGGUUGCUCAAAGAGUAAGGCUUUCUAUAUCGGCUAAAGCAGCCGAGAGUUUACACAUCAAAGAGAUGAGACUGAAGAGAGAUACAGAAGAAGAACUGGCAAGAAAAAACGCGGAACUUGAAGAUCUCAGAAAAGUGCAUGAACAAAUUCUCGUCGAAUUGAAGAAUGCAAAUGAGCAAAAAAUGAAACUAGCUAUCCGUGUCGCAAACUGUGAGCGCGUGAUUAAGGAAUUCGAAGCCAAAGCAUCGGAAGCCCACUCGAUCCAAGAAAAGCUCCGACAGGAUGUCGGAAAGUUCGAGAAGGAAAGAAAUGAGGCUGUAAGAGAAGCUGAAGAGUUGCGGAAAGAGAAAGAGGAAACAGUCUCGAGCGCGCUAGCGAGAGCGGCCUUCUCGGAGUUCACCUAUUCGGAGUUGGAGGAAGCGACGAAUAACUUCGACACGUCGUUGCUGAUCGGCGAAGGUGGAUACGGAAAAGUGUACAGGGGCUUCCUUCGCCACACGGUGGUGGCCAUAAAGAUGUUGAAUCCUCAAGGGAUCCAAGGAGAAGUCGAGUUUCAUCAAGAGGUGGAGAUUCUCAGCAGAGUGAGGCACCCAAACCUUGUAACCCUGAUAGGAGCAUGCCCGGAAGUCCGAGCUCUCGUUUACGAGUUUCUACCAAACAGAAGCUUAGAGUACCGACUUACGCUGAAAGAUCCAACACAGGCACUCACCUGGCAAGUCCGCAUGCGGAUCGCGGGCGAGAUCUGUUCAGCACUCAUCUUCCUCCACUCGACGAAGCCUCAAUGCAUAGUCCACGGAGACCUGAAGCCCGACAACAUCCUCCUCGAUGCAAACUACGUGAGCAAGCUCGGUGACUUCGGCAUUUGCUGCCUCCUCGACCAGUCGAGCUCCACCGUCACCGCCUUCCACCAAACUUACGCUCCGAAGGGCACUAUCCCCUACAUGGACCCCGAAUAUGUUUCCUCGGGGGAGCUCACGCCGCAGUACGACGUGUACUCCUUCGGAAUCGUGCUCCUUCAACUGAUCACCGGAAAGGGCCCGUUUAAAAUUCGGAACGAAGUGCAAGAUGCAUUGCAGAAGGGGUGCAUAAGGGAGCUACUGGAUGCUUCUGCCGGAGAGUGGCCCUUCGACGUGGAGGCCGAUGAGCUGGCCUACUUAGGUGUGAGAUGCUGCGAUCCGAAACGAAAGAAGCGGCCCGAACUCGCAGAGGUUUGGAGGAUGCUCGAGCCCGUGACGAAUGCCGCCUCGUCCGUCGGUUCAUCGUCGACAUCUUCUUCUGAAUUUUCGUCCAACAUCGACGCACAAAACUACGCGCCAUCCUACUUGAUCUGCCCAAUAACAAAGAAACUUAUGAAGGACCCGCACGUCGCAGCGGACGGAUUCACGUACGAAGCUGAGGCUAUGAAAGGGUGGCUCCGCAGCGGGCGCGACACUUCCCCCGUGACGAAACUCAGGCUGACGAAUUGCGAGCUCGUCCGAAACCACGCCGUGCAUUCGGCAAUUCAGGAAUGGUUACAGAAGCAGCAAUGAUGCAUGUCCACUAACUGAUGUAUACUUCAUCUGCAGUAUCUGUAUAUACCAUAUGAUCAGAUACAAAGAGAAUCAUUUUUGCCCCUUUUUUUUUACUUCUAUUUUUUUUUGAAUUCCAUGUGUAAAUUCCAUGUACAUAUAUUAGAUGGUUGAAUUCAUUGGUAGAAUUAAUUAAUUA
Messenger RNA from Ananas comosus (pineapple), 3260 nucleotides. RefSeq names its product U-box domain-containing protein 33-like. Gene Ontology annotation, molecular function: protein kinase activity; ATP binding; ubiquitin-protein transferase activity. The record is from RefSeq and is a predicted model, not a curated record. Gene Ontology annotation, biological process: protein ubiquitination; protein phosphorylation. Lineage: Eukaryota; Viridiplantae; Streptophyta; Magnoliopsida; Poales; Bromeliaceae. The transcript has 9 exons. Bases 371 to 3082 code for a protein of 903 amino acids.